Molecule: messenger RNA, 6736 nt
Organism: Gopherus flavomarginatus (Mexican gopher tortoise)
Lineage: Eukaryota; Metazoa; Chordata; Testudines; Testudinidae
Gene: B3GALT4
Product: beta-1,3-galactosyltransferase 4
Exons: 2
Coding region: 2208-3260 (350 amino acids)
Cellular component (GO): membrane
Molecular function (GO): N-acetyl-beta-D-glucosaminide beta-(1,3)-galactosyltransferase activity
Source: RefSeq, a predicted model, not a curated record
AUGCUGCACAGAGGGUGUUUCCAAGGGAAGGUGCUGGCUUCUAACCCCCGAGGCCGUCAGUGUGUCUGAGCUUCUCUAGUGAGCCCACUUGGCACGUUUUAUUGUCCUUGGGUCUGGCUUCUACUCCGAGCAAAGAGACAUUUUUCUUCGACCUUAACUGUCCUGAGGGGCAAUAACCUUAUACCAAGGCUCAGUACAAAGUUUCUAUCUAAGGACUCGAUACAAAGUUGUACGAAAGUAGAGUUUAUAUAUGGAACUACUGAACACAAGGGUAUAUGAAGGGGCACAAUACAAAGUCAUCUGAAAAUGAUAUAGCUACGCGAAACUGCUUAAUGCAGAGAUUUAUCUACACCUGGGGCAUCUCGGUCCAGUGUGCCUGGCUCUGGUUUGGGCAGAGGGUCUGUCAAUGGGAUGGCGGGGAGGGCCAGGUGUGUUCAUGGCCAGCUUGGGGCCGAGAGAUGUUCAGUGUCACAGGGGCUGCCUGCCCCUAAGGGGAUCCGGGAUGGGGGCAACAGCCCCCUUGGAACUGCCCUGGAAGGAAGGGAGUGGGAGGGGGAGAGAGGCUCCCUUCUUCUCUGGGCUUGUGGGGGGGCCUAGCCCAGCCUCCAGAGCCCACACCCACUGGAGAGAAUCCCUACAUGCCAUGGGAAGAAUCCCCACACGCUAUGAGCUGGCCUCAAUAUGGCUGCAGCUCAGAGCUCUCCAGGCCUGGACAGGAGCUGGGUGGGUGGAACAGGAGCCGCUAUCUCCUUUCUGGGCUUCGAGCCGGCACCUGCGCCUCGCAGCCCCCUCCCUGUCUGGGAGCCCAGGGGGGUUCUUGUCUGACUGUGACUGCUGCAGGGUGGGGGUCUGGGAGCCAGGACUCCUGGGUUGUCUUCCCGGCUCUGGGAGGGGAGUGGGGGCUGGUGGUUAGAGCAGGGGGGUGGGUGCUGGGAGCCAGGACUCCUGGGUUCUGUCCUUCCCAUCCACCCCAGCCCCAGAGCUCCAUGCUCAGUGCAGGGAUGGGGCAGAGAUGGUUCUGUCCUGCUGGCAGUACCUCUGGUACCUCCACAGGCAAGGGGGCCGUGGCCAUGGCUGGUUUGCAUGCCCCGUCUCUGAGCACCAUCUUCUGCUCCGCCUGGGCCUGCCCCAUGUCCGGCUAACCCCGUGGGCAGUGCCGCUAGCAACACGCCAUCUCUCAGCACAGUGGUUGGGCAGCAUGGUGCAAUGAGACACCCGUGCCCUGGCCCUGCUGAUCCAGCCCCUCUCGGUGAUGGUUGCUCAGCCCAGCUCGGGGACCGGCUGUUGGGAGGGAUGGGGGUGAGCAUAGCCUGAGGGGUGAGGGUGGUGUACUGGAGUCGCCCCAUAGCACCAUACACCGUGGGGUUCCCUGGCUUGAGGUGGGGAGAUUCUCACGGAGCAGGAGGGAUUACCCUGUCCCUGAGAGCUCCCAGGCCAUGUGGUGGUGGUGGGGGGGCUCAGUUCAUGGUGUAUGGAGGGGGAAGAGGUGGUGCUGUUGGGAGCGCUGCUGGGGGCUGCAGGCCCAUGGUCCCACUCCGUGGGGGCUAAUGGCACCCCAUUGGCGGGGAGCGCUUUGUCUCCCAUUGCUACGGAUCCCAGCGGCCGAUUGCUAUUUCCUUCCCCACUGGCCCCUCUUCCCAACAGCCCUGGCUCUCAGCCUACAGGUGCCAGUAGUUCCUGUGGGGGCGAUGGACCCCCCAAGUGGGGCGUGUUCCUGGGGGCCCUGGCCGGUGAGCUGGUCCUGCCGUGUGCUGUGCAGCCCGAUGCCCCGUCCCAGGCAUUCCCCCCUCCUGACUGGGCUGGCCCAGGCUCUAGCAGCCCCAGGUGUGCUGGGGGGGCCUGGCUUCAGGAACCCCCGGGGCCCCCAGCCCUACACCCCGGCGGGCUGAGCUGGGGAGAAGAGGAGGGCUGAGGGUGACUGGGUGGGGGGGUGGAUGGUCUGUGCACACAGCCACCAUUAGGGUUUGUAUUUUCCUGGGUGCCGCUCCCCUGGUGCAAGCCGGUCUGCGAGGCAGGGGCGCUCCCGGGACUGGGGAUCUGGGUUUGCGCAGGGCACUGCGGGUUUCACUGCGCACACGCACGGUCCUUACACCCAUCCCUGCGCACCGCUCACGAGCUACCACCGGGGGGGCAGUGACGCAGCUCGGAGCGGAGCGUGGCCGGGAGCUGAGCGACCUCCACCACCUGCUGACCCCCCCUCACCCUGUAUGGCCCCCCGGCUCUGCCCGCCCCGGCGCCCCUCUGCCUGGCUUCUGCGGGGCCUGCUGGCAGGGCUGGGGGGGCUGGCACUUGUGAGCCUCCUGGUUGGGGGCACAGGAGAAGAGCUGCUAUCGUGGUCACUGGCCCCCUUCCUGGGAGGCAGGGGAGGUUUCCGGCACGCAGAUCCCCCCUUGCCUGGCUCCGACUCCUUCCUGCUGCCCAACGUGGAGGGCUGCGAGCCGCGGGCCCCCUUCCUGCUGGUGCUGGUGGCCAGCGCGCCAGGGCACACAGCCCAGCGCCAGGCGGUGCGUGCCAGCUGGGGGGGCAUCCGCUGGGCCGGGGGGUAUCCAGUGCGGACAUUCUUUGCCCUGGGGGCACCAGGCUCGAGCGAGGAGCAGACUCGGCUGGAGGAGGAGUCCCAGCGCCACGGAGACCUGGUGCAGGGCCGCUUCGCCGACACCUACGCCAACCUGACCCUCAAGACCAUGAUGCUGCUGGGCUGGGCAGCCGCCCACUGCCCUGGCGCCGCCUUUGUGGUGAAGGUCGACGACGACGUCUUUCUCAACCUGCCUGCCCUAGCCCGCCACCUGGGGGCGCUGCCCAGCCCUCGCCGGCUCUACCUGGGCCGCAUCCACUGGUGGGUGCAGCCCAACCGCGACCCCGGCAACCGGCACCACGUCCCGGCCUCCACCUACCCGGCCAGGGCCUUCCCUCCCUACUGCAGUGGCACGGCCUAUGUGCUGUCCGGCGACGCUGUCCUGGGGGUGCUGGGGGCCACCCCCCACGUGCCUCCCGUGCCCCUGGAGGACGUCUAUGUGGGGCUGUGUGCUCGCUGGUCCGGCUUGGCCCCCACCCACACAGCCCGCAUGGCUGGAUCCACCCACUACCCCAUGGACCCCUGCUGCUAUGGGGAGGUGCUGUACAGCGUGCACCAGGUGGGCCCUCAGGCGAUGGGGGCAGCCUGGGCUAUGGUGGGGGGAGAAGGGAGAGCCUGUACCCCACUGCACAGGGGGCUGGGAGUGCUGAGGUGUAAGGUGCUAGCCCUGCUGGAGGGUCUGUGAGGGACAUGGGGGCUGGGAGCCAGGACUUCUGGGUUCUAGCCUUAGCUCUGGGAGGGGAGUGGGGGCUAGUCCAGUGGUUCUCGGGGGGCAUGUGUACCAUUGGGGUACACCAAGGUCUUCCGGGGGUGCAUUGUCGCAUCUAGAGAUUUGCCUAAUUUUACAACAGGCUACACAAAAAGCACUAGCCAAGUCAGUACAAACUAAAAUUUCAUCCAGACAAUGACUUCUUCAGACUGCACUGUGUACUGUACACUGAAAUGCAAGUGCAAUAUUUAUAUUCCAAUCAGUGUAUGUUACAAUUGUAUGGUGAAAAUGAGAAAGCAGCGGUUUGUCAGUAAUAGUGGCUGUGACACUUUUGUAUUUUUAUGUCUGAGUUAAGUAAGCAAGUUGAUUUUAAGUUAAGUGAAACUUGAGGGUACGCAAGACAAAUCAGACUCCUGAAAGGGGCACAGUCGUCUGGAAAGGUUGAGAGCCACAGGCCGGGGGGGGGACUGGGAGCCAGGACUCCUGGGUUCUAACCCCAGCUGUUAGUGCAAUGAUGCUCAAUGGCGGCCCCUGGGCCAAAUGUGACCCGCCAGCUCACCUUAAAAAAAUGUUUGUAACUAAAUUCAUGGCCAGCGAUGUGCUGCCUACGGCUUCCUUAGUAAGUAACGUACUGGAGCUUAGGUUCUCCGAUAUCAUCGGCUACGACUGAGUUGGGACGCUGCCUGUUUGAUAAUUGGUGAUGUAAAUGGAGCCGGAAAUCAAUGUGAGUGGGGGAGUAAACGUUGCAAAGUCACCAGCGAAUACCGAGCAUUUAACCCAAGCUGCACAGCGGAUUUUGUCUUUAUUAUGCCACCUCAUUUAAAGGCAAAGCCUUGGCAUUCCCUCUGCCAAACCACUGGAUCUGUCUGUAAGGUCGACACAGGGAGGUGCCACUUUGGCUCAAAGCACAGUCACGUCCAUGCGGCCUGGCCACCUGGUGGUGCUGCAAAAUGUGACAAAAUGGAAAAUCGGAAGUCUUCGGGUCCUACUUGAAAGGUUCUCACGAGAUCAGCAACUUUACAGGGGAAAGCAACAGCUGCCUCUCGUUGGAGAACGUGGGCACUCGCUAAAAGGAAAAGGCCUUUCCUGGAUGCCAAGCUUGUGAAGGAGCGCACACUAGAACCACUGGAGGAGCUCUUUGCUGGGGGUAAAAACAAAGCUGACAUUGUGACCUGUGUGACGCAGGUUCCCCUGUCCGAUUCCACGGUAGUGCUAAGAGUGGCUGAUAUUUGUAAUUUAUGUGAAUUGACUGUCAGCACUGCUUUCCGAUUUAAAAACACCAAAGACACGGCUCCUGUGGUGGACGAAUCAAGCGAUUUAAGUGACGCCCUCCAGCCAGUGCUACUUGUUAGAUUUUUAGGAUGGUGAAAUUUUGAAGGUAGAAUUUUUAUGCUUAAUACCAUUAGAAACCUACCCCACAGGAAGGAGCAUUUUUGUAAAGUUAAAAGGCUUUUUGGAAAAAAAUGGGUUUAGGUCUGCAGAAAAUAAACUUGCUUGUUACAGACAGAGGUCCCUCCGUGACAGGGAAAGAGACACUAUCACUGCCCAUCCGCUCAACUUCUACCCUGCAACAUUGUCUUUAUAAAACUGUCUUACAAGACAUUUCAGCCGAAGUCAGUGACCUGUUGCAGUGUGACGUUUGUUGGUUAAGUAGUGGGAUGCAUGAUACAGGUGUUGUGCGCUUCAAAAAGGAAUAAUAGAAUCCUUUCAAACCACAAGACCACCAAGGUUGCAAGUUCCUGGAAUUUAUGAAAGCUGUCACAAGUAGCCUUUCUGUGCGAUAUUACUGGUUGCUAGAAUUCCUUCAGCUUGCAGCUCCACAGUCGUGCAAGCAGUGCCAGGGAGCUGUUUGAGAAAGUGUGUGCCUGUCAGAGGAAUCUUGAAAUCUUUCAAGCAGACUUAACAAGAAAGAUGUUGCACUUUCCCACAUUGCAUGUUGUUGUGACAGAUGAAACCUCAAUAGAAAUGCUGCACGAAUUCCUAAACAAUCUGAUCAAAAAUUUUAAAAUGGGAUUUGAGAAUUUUAAAAUUCCCAAGGAUUUGAUUUUAUUUGUUGUCUCUGCCGGUGGACCUUACCCUUCUGAAUCAAAGAACCCUCUUGAUUCAACCAAUGAAGGGGCCUUUCUAUUAGAAAAUGUAAGGCUCUAGAGCUCAGAUGUCUUGAAGGCAAAAUCCAGAGAUGUGGGACUUUGUGAGUUCUGGACUCAGUCUGCUGACCAGUUUCAGAAUAGCCAGCGUCUGGCUUUUAACCGUGUUCGGCCCAAUGUACCUCUGCAAAGCUGGGUUUUCUGCCAUGAACAUUAGCAGAAAGUCAAUCACCUGAUGGACGAGCAUCUUCAUGCAUGCAUGGGCCUUGGUCUGACCGCCUACAAUCCACUCGUCAUGCUUGUUGCUGUCACCUCUCCCACUAGCGAGUGCCACAAACACGGGUAAUAAUGUUGAUAAAGCUGAUGAAGUGGGCUGUAGCCCAUGAAAAUAAAUGUGUUAGUCUCUAAGGUGCCACAAGUACGCCUGUUCUUUUUGCAGCGACAGACUAACACGGCUGCUACGCUGAAACCUGUGUUAGAAGAUGGAAUCACUAAUACUUACCUUGCACUCAGGGGUUGUAUUUGUUGGCAGCUCAAGUGUUUUUUGUCAGACGUGUGCCAAUGGGCUACCCAAAGAGUGGGGAGCUCUCACUGAAUAUCACUGGGAUAGUGGGUUAGAGUUGGGGGGUGGGGGGAACCAGGACUCCUGGGUUGUGCCCUGGCUCUGUGUGAGACACCUGGGGCAAGUCACCGAAGCACUUUGUGCCUCAGUUUCUCAUCAGUUAAAUGAGGCUGUUGCCUUUGUCUGUCUUGUCUAGUAAACCGUGAGUGUCAGUGUGGAUCUGUGCAGCGCUCAGCCAAACCGGGGCCCUGAGCUUGGUCAGUGGGGGGUGGGGGGGCUUGCUCUCACUCACGGGUCUUGCCACGCAAUGAGGGCUGUCAUAAACCUAGAGAUAAGGGCAGCUGUACUCAAUCGCUUUACCUGUAAGGGGGUAAGACGCUCAAAUAACCUGGCUGGCACCUGACCAGAAGGACCAAUAAGGAAAGCAGAUACCUUCAAAUCUAAUAUAUGUGUGUGUGUGUGUGUUGUUUAUGCUCUUUCUUUUUUUGGUUGUUCCCUCCUCGGAUAAUGAGAGAAACCAGGCAGGGACAUCGCCUGAAAACAUACCUGGCAGAAGCUAUCUAAGAAUUACACGUGAGGCAAGGCAAUGUGUUAGACUAUCUUUUAUUUUAGCUUGUGAAUUUUCCCUGUGCUAAGAGGUAGUUUUAUUCUUGUUUUUGUAACUGUGAAGCUGAGUCCAGAGGGUGAAUUCUCUGUGUUUUAAAUCUUUUUAUUACUCUGUAAAGUUAUCUUCCAUCCUGAUUUUGCAGGUGUGAUGCUUUUCCUUUUUUCUUUAUAAUAAAGUUUUUCUUUUAAGAACCUGA